Messenger RNA from Leptidea sinapis, 4707 nucleotides. RefSeq names its product sialin (gene MFS3). The transcript has 11 exons. NCBI's taxonomy places the organism in Eukaryota, Metazoa, Arthropoda, Insecta, Lepidoptera, Pieridae. Gene Ontology annotation, molecular function: transmembrane transporter activity. The coding region runs from base 219 to 1727 and encodes 502 amino acids. The record is from RefSeq and is a predicted model, not a curated record. Gene Ontology annotation, biological process: transmembrane transport; monoatomic anion transport.
GGCAUUUUGUUAUCACAUGUGACGAUAUGCACGUCCGCCAGAGGCAAUUACAAAAGAAAGCACAAAAUAACAGUUAAUACAUAUUGUGCAGUACUAGUCUCGCAGCGUCGUACUCGUCUGCAUUCGUAAAGCUUCUUUUGAAUACGACACACGUUUUUUCUCGUUAUGAUAAAGUAAAAUUUUAGUGUUUUUUUUUAAAGUUUGAUUGCAACAGUGCGAUGGAUGUUCCAGCCAAGGGAAACGUACUGGGCCGGGUAGUUCCGGCCCGAUACAUACUCGCUAUCCUGGGCUCUGUGGGGAUGGCCAUCGUUUACGGGUUGAAGGUGAACCUGUCAGUAGCCAUGGUGGGGAUGCUGAACCACACUGCUAUCAAGAUGUCGGCCCAUGGGUCGUUGGAGCAGCAUCAGCAAGUCGCACCUACGGCGGAAGUUGAAUGUCAACCUACGAGCAAUGCUACGGACUCCAAGGAUGCAGACGGACCGUUUCUCUGGUCGUCGGAGGUGCAGGGCAUCGUACUCAGCUGCUAUUUUUGGGGAUAUUUCGUCUCUCAAAUCCCUGGGGGAAGAGUAGCAGAAUUAUUCUCAGCCAAAUGGGUGAUGUUCUUUAGUGUGUGCAUCAACGUGGUGUGCACUCUGCUCACUCCGGUAAUGGCGGAGGCGCAUUAUGUGGCUGUCGUCCUCAUGAGAGUUGGGGAAGGUAUCGGUGGGGGCGUCACAUUCCCAGCGAUGCACGUGUUGCUGUCAAAGUGGGCCCCGCCAGUCGAGCGCAGUGUCAUGGCGGCACUUGUUUACGCGGGAACUUCGCUCGGCACUGUCAUGUCUAUGUUGAUGGCGGGAGUCCUUACUGCUACACUUGGUUGGGAGAGUGUGUUCUACGUAAUGGGUGGCUUGUCCUGUCUCUGGUGUGUGCUGUGGGUGUUCCUGGUUCAAGACUCGCCGGGGCAGCAGCCACUCAUCAGCAAAGAGGAGCGGGACUUCAUCGUAACCUCACUGGGCGGCAACAACGAUAAAUCCCACAAGAACAUGUCAGUACCCUGGAAGCAGGUGUUUACAUCCGGUCCGUUCCUGGCGAUCGUCGUUGCACACGCGUGUUCCAACUGGGGCUGGUACAUGUUGCUAAUAGAGCUGCCGUUCUACAUGAAACAGGUCCUCAAGUUUAACAUGACAGAGAACGCUGUUACUACAGCACUCCCGUUCCUCUCUCUGUGGUUCUUCAGCAUGGGUCUCAGCAAAACCUUGGACACACUCAGGGAAAAGAAUAUCAUCACCACCACAACAGCUCGGAAGAUUGGUACUUUGUUUGCGUCAGCCGUCCCAGCAGUGUGCCUAGUGGCGCUGUGCUACAUCGGGUGUAACCGAGCUGGUGCCGUGGCGCUCAUGGCUCUGGGUGUCACCUGCAUCGGUGGAAUGUUCUGCGGCUUCCUGUCCAACCACAUCGAUAUCGCGCCCAACUUCGCAGGAACGCUAGUUGCCAUCACAAACACGAUUGCAACGGUCCCGGGUAUUGUAGUGCCUAUUUUCGUCGGAGUUUUAACUCAUGGAAAUCAAACAAUAUCAGCCUGGCGUAUCAUUUUCUUCGUGACAGUCGGUCUGUAUAUAAUAGAGAUAGUGGUCUACACUAUCUUUGGUUCUGGUGAGCAGCAGCCCUGGAACAACUUGCCAGAAGAAAAAACAGACAACUCUGAGGACAAGCCGCUUAACAAUGAAGCAGAGAAGACACAAGUAUAGAUUUGUACGGUCUGCGUAUUAAAUAGAUAUUUAAUGACUUUAUUUGCUUAGAUAAUUUAUACGUCUAGGAAGUCUCUUGCCGUUAGACAACCGAUAAGAACAGGCCAGGUUCAAUACUCUAGUGUGCGUGACAAGCUACGUCUUACACUUGCGAUUUGUAUGACACUUUGAGUUAGUGCAAGAAUAGUAACUAGACAUCGGUUUGACGUGACCAACAUGAGACAGAUAAUAAUAUCCUAUAUAAUAUAUAGGUACAUAAUAAAAGACAAGUGUUCUUUAAUUAUCACUUUUACGUCGUAAAACACAACAUCAUAGCAUAUUUCCUUCGAUUCUACUUAAAAUUGUCACAGAUGUUGAAUAAAUAGUCAAUAUUUCACACGUUUCACAAGUUUUCUGUGCAGCGCUGUCAAGUUUGUUUAGUACACCGUGUGUGCUGACCUUAAAAAAACUGGCACGCAUGGCGAAACAAAAAUCUAAUCACUCUAUCUCAUUUCUUUACUUAACACUCGCAUAAGUUUUUCUUUUUCUCGUGUGAGUAAGACGGAAGCUAACAAUUAGUCUAGUUACUAUUGGUCUAUGGUGUGCGUGCAUUGCUCAAAAUAAACUCAAUUUUUUUUUGACAUUUUCACAACUGUCAUAGUCGGUCUAGACGUAUAAAUGAUCUAUUUUUGAAAGCGAUUAUGUUUCUUUAUUGUUUUGUAUUGUAUAGUUAUUUAUAAAUAAGCGAGCUCUUUAUGAUGUAACCGCGUAGGAUAUUAUAUUUUUAAUGAAUUUCUUUUUAAAUCCCAAAGUAAUACAUACCUACUAUUGAUAUCUAAAUAAGAAGGUAAUAGAUAUAUUUUAAAUGCUAAUUCCUUGCGGGAUGACUGUCAUAUUAUAUAUAAAAAUUACAUUCCUCCAACGCUCCGGAUAUUGACGGAUUUGUGUAUUAAUGGUGUUGAAAAGGACGGCAAAACGAGUAAAUUAAAUCUCAUAGUGGAAAAUACUUACUAGCUGGCGGUAAAACUCACGUGUGACUAGGGUUACCAUUAAUUAAUUUGAAAAGCCCUGACAAAAGUCUGUUAUUUAGAUAAAAGUCCGGACUUUUUAGUUGAUCUCGUGUUUUUUUUUGGAAUAGGAGGACAAACCAGCGUACGGGUCACCUGGUGUCAAGUGAUCACCGCCGCCCACAUUCUCUUGCAACACCAGAGGAAUCACAAGGGCGUUGCCGGCCUUUAAGGAAGGUGCGCGCUUUUUUUGAUAAGGUACCCAUGUCGUAUCGUCCCGGAAACACCGCACAAGGAAGCUCAUUCCACAGCUUUUUAGUACGAGGAAGAAAGCUCCUUGAAAACCGCACUGCGGAGGACCACCAAACAUCCAGAUGGUGAGGAUGAUAUCCUAACUUGUGGCGUUGUAGUAUUAUGACUAUAUUUCAUGUAAUUAAAAAUAAAAUCCGGACAUAGUUAAAGAUCCGGACUAGAGUCUAAAAGUCCGAACAUGUCCGGAUUAAUCCGGACGUAACCCUACGUAUGAGGCGACGUGUUCACCGCGGCUAUUAGGUAAUUUAAGUACCUUCUUAUUUAGAUUUCUAUGGUAGGUAUCUACCUAGGACUUAAAAAACCGGUGAAGUGAUUUAUUAAUGGAAUUACUUGUGGAAAUUAUUCUAGUAUAAUACAUCCACGAUACAUACAAAUAAUUAUUCAAAGAUUUUUGAGUUUCCUGAUGUUUCUACGUUGGGAACACGGGAUCAUUGGCCAGUAGUAAGACCUGAAGAUUUAUCAGAAAACUCAUAGGUAUAAAAAUAGUCCAAACUAUGGAUAUAUUUAGGCUGCUUUCAGGGCAUAAAAUAUAGGUAUCAAAAUAGCUAAGUACCUAAAGUAAGAAUUUAGGAUUAAGUGAUUAAAAAACCACCAAAGAAUAAUACCUAAUAAUUAUUAAUUCAUUUGAAGAGAGGAAUUGAAUUUAAAACAUAAUAAUUCCUUUUUUAAUGAAGUUUAACUUUUUGAGAAAAGAUUUUAAAACGUAUAUGUUUUGAAAGUCCACUCAUAUUUUAACUGAAUUUAAGAUAAGACCAUACAGUUGUCAAUCGCCACUGUUUUUAAUAAUUCCUCUCUUCAUAUGAUCGAAUUAUACCAGUGUUAGUAUACAUAUAAUAUGUUUAUAAUGAUAAGUAAUGACUUAUAAAUAAUAUAUAAUUUACAAAUAAUUUCGGCAAUGCAUCUCUUCGCAAGACGUCUGGAAUUGGAGGUUUUGGCAAUGAUUUUAUCAUGCAUUUAAUCCGUUUGCAUUGUGAUAAAUUACUUAUAAAAAGUAAGUAGGUAUAUUUUAUAACAACUUACAUUGAUUCAUUUUCAUUAAUUAUUUGAUAAUGUGUAUGGAACAAUAAUGUACUUAAAGUGAAUAUAUUAUGUAUAUCAAUGUUUCGAUAAAAUUUUUAAGUUACUUGAACUAUCUUGAAGAUCGUUCGUCCUUUUUUUCAAAAAUAAAUAUUAAAUAAAUUAACCGUGCGUUGGAACCUUGUCAUAAUUACGUCUAAGUGACCUUAGUCGUCAGUUUACAAGCAUUUAAAAUUUAUAAGUAUAAAAUUAUUUCAAAGACCCCUUGAUCUGUAUUGAAAAUAGUCGGAUACUAACUGAAGUGGAUUGUCUUAGUAGGAAAUGUUGUAACGUUUCACGUUUUUGUGAACAUCAAGUUCAAAUAGACCACAUCUUAAGAAGUUUCACUCAAAAAAUUACGCUCAGGCAGAGAUGAGUAGACUUAUAAGUGCGGGGGCCCCUUUCGCGCGGGGCCCGGAGCGAUUGAUACUCUCGCUACGUUGUUAAUCCAGCACUGAGCGGACAUCAGUAAGAUGGCGGCUGGUCCCUUAAUCAACUCGCGGGGACAAUAGCCAAAAUAAUGACUGUUACUUUGUAAUAUUAUAGUACUUACCACAUUUAUGAUAUUAAAAAUGUAUAAAUACUGUUAAGUAUUUUAUUUUGCAUUAAAAGCUUUAUAACUAAAA